GGGCAAACGACGCGUUUAGUUCUCAUCUACAAAAAUUUGUGAAGUUGGCGAUCAGAGCUUCGGGACGCCGUCGACGAGAUCGGAAUCGAAGUAGAUUCUACAAAAUCUAUCUUCCUCUUCGUCGUCGAAUCUGCAAAUUAGAAGGUUUUUUUUUCCUUAUACGCAUAUUAGCACCUUCCAGUGUAAAAGGUUUCUCUGAGUUUGUGUCACAUGUAUUGUUCGCCUCCGUCGCGCCGGGCAUUGAAGCACGAGGAUUGACCAGAGAAUUUCCCUUUCAAAGAAGAAGACUUCAGCGAUUUGGCAAAUUAAUCUCGCUAUGGCGAUUUGGAGACAUAAAGUGUGGCGACAUUUGAGCUCAUUUCAAGGAGCUACUUACUCAACUACGCCUUCCAGAAUCAACAAAUCAAUGCUUAACAACCUUAGAAAAAUCCGGCCAAUGAUUCAUAGAAGAAUCGAAAAUCGAGCAAAAGAUUACCCAAUUAAAGACAUUAUUCCUGUGGCUCAGGACAUCCUUGAAGCCAGACGAAAUCUACUCGCUAACGUCAACGUGCUUCUUAAAGUGUUUCCUGUCCUGACAUGCAAAUUCUGCUCAGAAGUAUUUGUUGGCAAAGAAGGACAUUUGAUUCAAACAUGUCGUAGUUAUAUACGGCGUGGCAACACCAAGCUACACGAAUGGGUUCCAGGUUCCAUAAACGAUAUACUUGUCCCCGUCGAAUCCUUCCACUUACGCAACAUGCAUCAAGGUGUUAUCAGACACCAACAGAGGUUUGAUUAUGACCGUGUUCCCGCAGUCUUGGAACUAUGUUGUCAAGCAGGAGCCAUACAUCCCGAAGAAAUCCUGCAGUAUUCAAGAUUUCACGAUAACCCGCAAAUCUCAGACGAAGAUAUGAGGAGUAUAUCCCCUGAAGAUCUCAAAUAUGUUGGAGCAAGUGCUCUGAUGGCUUGGGAGAGAGUUAGAGCUGGUCUGAAGAAACUCUUGCUUGUUUAUCCAUCGAAAGUUUGCAAACGGUGCAAAGAGGUUCACGUGGGACCGAGUGGUCAUAAAGCUCGGCUGUGUGGUGUGUUCAAAUACGAGAGCUACCACGGCACUCAUUACUGGGAAAAAGCCGGCGUGAACGAUUUGGUACCUGAGAAAGUCGUGUGGCACCGUAGGCCUCAGGACCCUGUGGUUCUUGUGGACGAAGGGAGGAGUUAUUACGGACAUGCCCCUGCUAUCGUGAGCCUUUGUAGCCAUGCCGGUGCACUUGUUUGUAACACUAAAUAUGCUUGCGAGAUGAAGCCUCAAGGUUUAUCUUUUCCUUUUACCUAUUCAAUUCUAAAUCGCGAGACGUAAAAGAAUAGUCCUGUUUGUAGCUGCAACCCACUGGUUCUCGUCCGUUUUUUGUAAUCGAUUUUGGUUUUUGGCAUUGUAAACAAUAUCCUUAGAAUAAAAUAACCCACAUGGUACAAGCAUGUUUGUCUCAAAA
Messenger RNA from Eutrema salsugineum, 1466 nucleotides. RefSeq names its product APO protein 4, mitochondrial. Gene Ontology annotation, molecular function: RNA binding. NCBI's taxonomy places the organism in Eukaryota, Viridiplantae, Streptophyta, Magnoliopsida, Brassicales, Brassicaceae. The transcript has 4 exons. Bases 317 to 1333 code for a protein of 338 amino acids. The record is from RefSeq and is a predicted model, not a curated record.